ACAUUUGUUCUAUUUUGAAUUUUGAUUUAUGUUUGAGGUUAGAAAAUAAAAAUAAAAAUUGAUUAAUUUAUCAUUAUUCAUUAGAACAUUGAAACCACCGAGGUAAUAAAUUUGUAAAAUGAGUUAUUUGUUGCGGCCCUUUGUCAUACAACCGAAAAAUAUAUUAACGCGAUGCUAUAACAAAAUCGUAAUGACUGAUGAUGGCUCUACGAUAGUCGCACUCCACCGUGAAGAAGAGUUUCCUUACGAAUUUUCCAAACCCUUGCCAGAAGAGGCGAAAGAAGACAAAUCUGUGUUGAGAAUGAACGAUAUUGACGAAGUUAAAAGGGUUUUCAAGGAUUUAAAGCCUGAAUACGCUCGACAGCAGCUCGCCUCACUGACCCUAACUACAACCCACCGGUGGUUUCCUCGGGCGAGAGACAAGAAAGCUAAGAAAACCGAAAUGAACAGACCUUACCUAUAGAUUUUACUAUAUUCUUAAUUUCUUAGAUGUACAUUGUAAGUAAAAUAAAGUGCUUUAGUUUGUUGUGUUCAA
Bicyclus anynana (squinting bush brown) is the source of this 535-nucleotide messenger RNA. It is a transcript of the gene mRpL42, whose product is annotated as 39S ribosomal protein L42, mitochondrial. Bases 119 to 463 code for a protein of 114 amino acids. The transcript has a single exon. The record is from RefSeq and is a predicted model, not a curated record. Lineage: Eukaryota; Metazoa; Arthropoda; Insecta; Lepidoptera; Nymphalidae. Gene Ontology annotation, cellular component: mitochondrial large ribosomal subunit.